AUGUCGUCUAAACAGCCCCAAUCUUCGCUGUUCCAGGUAUACCUUCGCCUGCGCCCUCCUUUUGUGCAACACGAUGAAAACGAACGGUUCCUCACGGUCGAGCCGCCAGAAACAUCUCAAGAUGACGGCGAGAUCGUCGCGCCGGUCCCAACACACAUCACACUACAACCCCCUAGCGACUCUCGAAAGCGCGCAAUCGAGAGAUUUGGCUUCACAAAGGUCUUCGAGGAAAAUGCCUCGCAAUUGGAUGUCUUCCAUGACACCGGGAUGGAGUCUUUGGUGAGGGGAGUCUUGAAAGAAAACCGGGAUGGAUUGGUUGCUACACUGGGAGUUACAGGCAGUGGAAAGAGCCACACCAUCCUAGGAUCCAAGUCCCAGCGGGGUCUUACCCAAAUGGCCCUCGAUGUCAUCUUCCGAUCGCUGGAACCUACCGUGAAGACCGAGGACGGUAGCAUCAGCCCUAUGAUGCUUGCCUCUCUGUCUGCGUCAGAUGCCUCCGAGGCUCAAUUAUUCUCUGCCCAGAUAUUCCUGGAAGCCGUCUACGGCGAUCCCAAUGGAGGCCGCAACUCCAGAGCCGCAACUCCCAUGAGUCCUGGUCGCGCAAACACGCCACUAACGGUACGAAUCCCUCAUUCCCUGAAUAGCCCCCAAAGAUCGCCGCGCACGCGACCACCCACUCCUGGAACUGGUCCCCCAAGACUACAAAUAUACACUGGAAGCCCUCAAAAGGCAGCCCCACUACCCAGCCCCAUUCGCAAGGAUCGAUCCGGCCAUGGCCAACAAUCGACUGAGCAGCUUGGAAGGAUAAAUCCAGGACCCUUUAAUCCCAUUCCCUUUACCCGUUCCAGUCCAAAUGAGAGCCGUUUAGCUAAAUCACGACUCUAUGUCUUUCAGGAACCAACCCCUGCAUUGGUAUUCCCCCGCCGCCAGCAGCGUGAACGACCUAUUGCCGCGCCUCGAAUGCCCGAUGUGAGCCAUCUGGCUGUGGACUUGAACGAGAACUCUGACUAUGUGGUUUUGGUUUCCAUGUACGAGGUCUACAACGAUCGAAUCUUUGACCUUUUGACUCCCUCCAUUGUCCCUGGCCAGGGAAGUGCCAUGUCCCGUGGAAACAACCAACAGAAAGAUCGACGUCGUCCUUUGUUGUUCAAGCCUACAGAAGGAUCACCUGACCGCAAACUUGUCGCGGGACUCAGAAAGAUCGCCUGCAGCUCAUACGAGGAAGCAUUGGCUAUUCUCGACGUUGGCCUGACCGAGCGAAAGGUUACCGGCACUGGGGCCAAUAGUGUCAGCUCUCGAAGCCAUGGUUUCUUCUGUCUCGAGGUCAAGAAAAUGACACACGGCAAACGUUACGGGGAGGCCAACUGGGUUGGAAACACCCUCACAGUUGUCGACUUAGCUGGCUCUGAACGAGCGAGAACCGCGAAGACUGCGGGCGCCACCCUCGCGGAGGCUGGUAAAAUCAACGAGAGUCUGAUGUACUUGGGGCAAUGUCUUCAAAUGCAGAGCAACUUGCAAGAUGGAAUCAAGACUGCACUCGUCCCCUUCCGCCAGUGUAAAUUGACGGAGCUUCUGUUCUCCAACUCUUUCCCUUCAUCCAAUCAAAUGUCCCGAGGCCUUCACCCGCAGAAGGCUAUCAUGGUCGUGACAGCCGAUCCUCUGGGUGACUUCAAUGCCACCUCUCAGAUCCUGCGCUAUUCUGCAUUGGCCCGCGAAGUGACCGUUCCUCGUGUUCCAUCAGUCACCGAGUCUAUCCUGUCCGCCGUCUCCGGCAAGGACAGAUCCGCUAGUGGAUGCACGUCGCCCAACUUUGCCCAGGCUGAAGAGUUGGAGCGUGCUGCUAUGGAGAUCACAAGACUCACUAAAGAUUGCCACGGUCUGGCUGUGAGACUUGCUGAGGAAGAAAUUAUGCGAUCUGAGGUGGAGAUCAGGCUUUCGGUCGCUGAAGACCGAUGCGUGAUGAUUGAACAAGAGGUCCGCGAAGAGUGUUGGGCUGAGAUGGAUGAGAUGAUGGAAGAGGAGCGGAAACGAUGGCAAAAGGCCUGGGAUGAACAGUCUGGCCGUAAUGAUGAACAUAUUGAUAAGAAGAUUGAGCUGGUCUCUCGAGGAUUCAACAUCUUUGAAGAUCCCGAGCCAACGUCCGACCAAAGAAUGGAAGAGCUCGAACGCGAAAAUGAGCAGCUGCGGCGUCGUCUUGCUACUCUCGAGCGCGAAAUGAGUUCUCACUCACCAACCCGCAAGCCUCGAUCGAAGAAUCCUGCAUCAUCCAACCUCCUGGGUCGAGAGAGUGACAUCGAGAAUGCCUUGCAACGCAUGAACCAGUUGAACCUCACGGACAGCAUGUUCACACCUGCUUCGCCAUCUUCCUCGCCUAGCAAGAACCCCAGGAAACUUCCGACGAGGAAGUUUGAUCUGGCUCCCGAGAGCGAGAUCUAA
Messenger RNA from Penicillium atrosanguineum, 2436 nucleotides. RefSeq lists its product as uncharacterized. The record is from RefSeq and is a predicted model, not a curated record. The transcript is spliced from 6 exons. Gene Ontology annotation, cellular component: nucleus; microtubule; kinesin complex. Bases 1 to 2436 code for a protein of 811 amino acids. Gene Ontology annotation, biological process: microtubule-based movement. NCBI's taxonomy places the organism in Eukaryota, Fungi, Ascomycota, Eurotiomycetes, Eurotiales, Aspergillaceae. Gene Ontology annotation, molecular function: ATP binding; microtubule binding; microtubule motor activity.